AUGGACUCUAUCAAUAUUAGAGGAACUUUCAGCUCAUCUCUCCGAAACCGUUCUAUCUGGAAGGUCAUUGGGCCAAUUCUUACGAUGUCACCAGAGCAAUUCCAAGAGAGCGGUUCACAGAUCCCGGACUUCAUCUUUCAACAGCAAGGAUGUUCACCUUUGCACGCCCUCCUCCUUACAACCACCUCCAUCGAGCUGCAGAAGCAAGACAUCAUCUCCCAAGUUGAGCAAUUUGCUUCUAAUCAAUUACCAUGCGCGAAAAAAGUCAUCGCAUUUCUGCUCUCAGAGAAUGCAUUUAGCAGUGCAAGUGGCAAGUAUGGCCUUGAUGGACUCCUCGCGGUUCAAGUGCUUAUCUUGGAGAAUUUAUCCAGUUCGAUGCCAGUGAUUCCCAUUCCUAAUGCUUCUUCUCUCGUCUCCUGUAUUCAAAAAUACAUGGCCAACCUCGAGGAUAUACCUGCGACCCUUCCGUCCUUGGGAGAUUCCAUUGCGUUGCUGGCUCAUGUUACGUCACAUUCCCACCCCCUUUCAGGCCAGAACGUGAAUAUCCUGAGUGAUUUGUAUCCGUCUUUCCGGGCAUUGAGUCGAGCUGUUCGGACAGAGGAAGGACGGAAAACUCUCGUGGAUUACUUGGGAGAGGAAGAGGCGACGAAAAUUAUAAAAUUCUGGCAAGAGGAUAUGUCGCUCGAAUAA
This is a messenger RNA of Aspergillus ochraceoroseus IBT 24754, 690 nucleotides long. RefSeq lists its product as uncharacterized. The record is from RefSeq and is a predicted model, not a curated record. The transcript is spliced from 3 exons. Lineage: Eukaryota; Fungi; Ascomycota; Eurotiomycetes; Eurotiales; Aspergillaceae. The coding region runs from base 1 to 690 and encodes 229 amino acids.